AUGGCGAGUUGGGAUUCACUCGCCAACAAACUAAAGACGCUCAAAGAUUUCUCCAAGAAGGACACCAUCUCAGGGAAAUCUGCGCAGGCAAGAUUCAACACGCUCGUGGCUUCUCAUCGCAAGUUCGACAGGAAGUCAGAGGGCGCGUGGGGCAUUGAUCAGCGCUACGCGGAGAAGAGACAACUGCUCGAUGACCUUGUUUCGCAGUUCGAUGAGCAUGAGCGAGAUGAAGGUCGUUGUAUUCGAGAGCGGAAGGAUAAGCUCGCGGCAGAAGAGAACGCAGGCAAAGUUAUGCGGGACGCUGGCCUGAAGCGCAUGAAGGAGCGUAAAAAGAAGGCGAGGACCAAGCUGAUGCGGACAAAAGUGCCAAGCGUUACAAGCCCAGCGUCAUUGACUUGA
Phytophthora nicotianae INRA-310 is the source of this 399-nucleotide messenger RNA. RefSeq lists its product as hypothetical. Lineage: Eukaryota; Oomycota; Peronosporomycetes; Peronosporales; Peronosporaceae. The record is from RefSeq and is a predicted model, not a curated record. The coding region runs from base 1 to 399 and encodes 132 amino acids. The transcript has a single exon.